Messenger RNA from Dipodomys spectabilis (banner-tailed kangaroo rat), 954 nucleotides. RefSeq names its product mas-related G-protein coupled receptor member A-like. The record is from RefSeq and is a predicted model, not a curated record. The coding region runs from base 1 to 954 and encodes 317 amino acids. NCBI's taxonomy places the organism in Eukaryota, Metazoa, Chordata, Mammalia, Rodentia, Heteromyidae. The transcript has a single exon. Gene Ontology annotation, cellular component: membrane. Gene Ontology annotation, biological process: G protein-coupled receptor signaling pathway. Gene Ontology annotation, molecular function: G protein-coupled receptor activity.
AUGGGAACGUAUGACUAUAACCACACCUAUCAGAGAUAUUGUUUCAUGGAGAUGACAAUUAUCAUGUGGUUGAAUGUCAUCACUGAUGUGAUUGGACUGGCAGGAAAUGCAGCUGUGAUCUGGCUCCUGGGCUUCCGGAUUCGAAGAAAUGCCAUCUCAGUUUACAUCCUAAACCUGGCUGUGGCUGAUUUCCUCUACCUUUGCUUUAACUUUGCUCUGACCCUGAAAAUAUUGAUUACUUUUUUAUGUUACAACAAGAAAAUCUCCUUCUCUUUUGUUGUGAUUUUUGUGUUUUUCUAUACUUACACAGCAGGCCUGAGCUUCCUCAGUGUUAUUAGCCUGGAACGUUGCCUGUCUGUCCUGUGUCCCAUCUGGUACCGGUGCCACCGCCCAAGACAUGCAUCAUCCUUCAUGUGUGUGAUAGUAUGGACACUGUCCUUGCUAUUGGCUUUUUUGGUAUCUUAUUACUGUGAAGGCCCACGUACCUAUUUUGACGGGAAGUCAUGUCUGUUAGUCAGUCUUCCUAGUGUUGGAUACUUGCUAUGUUUAUUUGUGAUUCUCUUAGGGUCCAGCCUGGCUCUGACUGUAAGGAUGUUCUGUAGCCCUCAACGGAUGUCACUGACCAGGUUGUAUGUGACCAUCCUGCUCACAGUACUGGUCUUCAUCUUCUGUGGCCUACCCCAUGGCAUUGACUAUUACCUACAGGGUGUGAUUUAUGUUGAUGUGUUUCAGUUUCCCUGUUACUUUCCUAGCCUUUUAUUUUUACUAACUUCUGUUAACAGCUUUGCCAACCCCAUUAUUUACUUCUUUGUUGGCUCCUUUCGGCAGCAGCAGAGGCAGACCCUUAAGCAUGUUCUGCAGAGGGCUCUGCAGGACACUCCUGAAGACAAUGAAUGUGGAGGUAGCCUUUCUCAGGGGACCCUGGAGAUGUCUGGAAGCAGAGUGGAGCAAUGA